AUGGUAAAGCCUUAUUCGGAACCAGAACUGGUAAAAUCAAAGGACACUGAUGCUAAAAAAGAAAAAGAUGACAAACAGUGCAAGGAGGAUAAAGUGAAAGUGAAUGCAGAAAAAGCAAAAAAAAGUGUUCCAAAGUAUGCAAAGUAUGUGAAUGACAUUAUUGUAAACAAAAACCGCUUGACUGAAUAUGCUGCAGUUGUACUUACUGGGGAGUGCACUUCCAAAAUUCAAAAUAAUUUUCCCAUAAUGCUGAAAGAUCUAGAAAUAUUUACCUUGCAGAUUACCAUAAGUCAAUCCAUCAGCACUAGAGGUUUAUGUGAUUUAGGGGCAAGCAUCAAUCUAAUGCCCACAUCUUGGUAUAGAAAGAUGGGUCUUGGGAGUCCCAAACCCAUGACUAUUAUUUUACAAUUAGCUGACAAGUCUUUUUCUAGGCCUGACGGGAUCAUUGAAGAUGUAUUGGUGCAAGUGGGAUCUCUUAUUUUUCCAGUGGAUUUUGUUGUUCUUGACUUUGAUGUUGAUCCUCCUGUUCCAUUUCUUGCUAUAUAUGCAGAAUUUUCUACUAUUAUAGUAGUCAACCUUGAGUCUGCACGUCAAUUUUUAAUAUCUAAUGACCCACUUGAGCGAGUUUUAAUAGGGUGUGAUCUCUAUGGUGAUAUUGAGGCACUUGAAAUGGUGCAAAUUGUGGAUUUAGCAUUGAUUGACAAUAGAGUCACUGAGCUUAAAUCAUUGAAUAGACCGAUUGGACCAUCUCCAAAGGCGUCUAUUGAUGAAGCACCUAAACUAGAGCUCAAGGAUUUUUAUCCUAAUUUAAAAUAUGUUUUCCUUGGUGAGAGAAGCAGUAGUAGUUUUGAAAAGAAGAAUGAAGGCAAUCGAAUGGCAGAUGUCGAACAUCACAGGAAGCAAUCCAGCCUUCCAUAUGCACAAAAUACAUAUGGAAGAGGGAUACAAAGCGAGUGUACAAUAUCAGUGCAGACUGAAUUCAGUGAUGAAAAAAGUGGUCAGAAAGGAAGUAAUAAAGUGGCUUGA
Messenger RNA from Capsicum annuum, 1026 nucleotides. RefSeq lists its product as uncharacterized. The record is from RefSeq and is a predicted model, not a curated record. NCBI's taxonomy places the organism in Eukaryota, Viridiplantae, Streptophyta, Magnoliopsida, Solanales, Solanaceae. The transcript is spliced from 4 exons. Bases 1 to 1026 code for a protein of 341 amino acids.